ACAUUGUGAAAUUAGCAAAGCAAAAUAAUAAAACUAUUCGGUGCGCUGCCCAAGGACACUGUGUAAGUAGUCUAUCUUGCACAGAUAACUACUUGGUGAUAGUUACAGACUUAAAUCAGGUCACUGUGCAAGAAGAUCCAAAAUAUGGCUGGACUGUUACUGCUGAAGCGGGUACACAAUUAUUGAAACUUGAUGAUGUACUCCGAAAUCAUAAUCCACCAUUAACACUCGAUUCUGAGACUGUAUAUGACACAUUUCGAGUAUCGGGUGUUAUUUCAGUAGGUGCACAUGGAGCAAAGACAAGUUCAGGCAUUAUGUCAGAUCAAGUUUGUUCGAUGAAAAUUGUUACUGCUUCCGGUGAUGUAGUCGAAUUUAGUGAAGAAAUAGAUAAAUCAGAGUUCAAUGCUGCAAAAGUCAACCUAGGUUUACUUGGUAUAAUCUAUUCGGUGACUUUCCGUGUACAACCGAUGUACAACCUUCGUAUGACUGAUGCCCUUUAUCGAGCGAACGAAUGGCUUAAACCACAAAAUAUUAAAAAUCUUUUAGAAUCAUCUGAUGGAAUUGAAAUAUAUUAUUUUCCAUUAAGUGGAGGAUUUAAUCCGAAAGCUUCAAAUCCCCUUGACCUUAAUCCAGAUACACUUUUGGUUUUGAAUUGGGAACGGACUAAUGAUUCUGUGACUCUCCCUCCACAAGUGCUCGAACAAACACGUCAAACCGAAGUAGGAGAAAUUAAUAAUCAGUAUCUGACUAUACCUAGUUACCUAACAUCUAAUCCUUCGUUAACUCCGAGUAUAACUGGUACAUUAUCGAAUGUUAAUAAUGGUGGU
Molecule: messenger RNA, 827 nt
Organism: Dentiscutata erythropus
Lineage: Eukaryota; Fungi; Glomeromycota; Glomeromycetes; Diversisporales; Gigasporaceae
Source: the annotation of a GenBank genome assembly